Molecule: messenger RNA, 2058 nt
Organism: Fusarium proliferatum ET1
Lineage: Eukaryota; Fungi; Ascomycota; Sordariomycetes; Hypocreales; Nectriaceae
Exons: 3
Coding region: 1-2058 (685 amino acids)
Source: RefSeq, a predicted model, not a curated record
AUGAUGGUACCUUGGAAGGUCAGCGCCAUAGCAGCACUCUGGCUAGGUGCUACGGCAGUCGGUGCAAACCUUGAACAAGAAACCUCCUCUGGUGCGGCCGUGUUCACGCACCCAGUCUAUCCAAGAAUUCUUGUUCCAAGGCAAGAACAAGAGAUACCCGCUGAUGACCGCAAUCCCCCACCUCCCAUCGUCCCCAAUCCUCAGCCAAAUCAGCCUGGAGGCCCAAACACUCCUGUCCCAGCUCCUGAGCCAGAAACCACGGCUGAACCCAACAAUCCUCCCCCUCCAGCUACAACGAUAGCAGCACCCGAGCCAGAGAACCCUCCUGCUCCAGUUACGACACAGAAACCUGAUGAACCAGAGGAUCCAAAGACCACUGAUGGCGCUCCAGUACCUGUGCCCGUACCGGUUCCAGUUCCCAACAAACCGGAUGAUCCUAAGAACCCUGACGAUCCGAAAAAGCCUGAUGAUCCCAAGAAGCCCGAUGACCCUAAGACCCCAGACCUUCCUGAUAUCCCCGAUGUCCCUAAGGUCCCGGACGUUCCUAAGGUUCCUGACAAUCCCGACGACCCCAAAGAACCUGACAGCCCUCAAGAUCCCAAGGACCCUGCAAAGCCUGACGACCCCAAGAAUCCCGAUGACCCUGAAGACCCGAAGGAUCCCGAAAAUCCAGACCCCAAGGACCCUGAGAACCCCGAUCCCAAAGAUCCAGAGAAUCCUGAUCCUAAGGACCCCGAAGAUCCCAAGGACCCCCAAGACCCUCAAGAUCCCAAUGAACCAGAUGAUUGUGAGAAAAAGGAACCAGCACCAUGCACAAAGACCGUUUCCUUCUACUCAGAAAGUGAGACAUACACCAGGCAAAUCUAUAGUACCGUCUACGUGACAUGCCCUGUACCCAUCGACUGCCCAGCCAAACAGACCCCCACCAUCACCACCAGCAUCUUCCCCGAGGAGUCAGUCCUCUUCGGCGAAGUACCAGCCGACAACGAGGCCAUUCCAACAAUGGAAGCCAUCGAAGACGACACCUCUCGUUACUUCCAACAGGUCUUUGACGAUGAAAAUAUCUCGAUCAACGAUGCUCAACACCCGGAUGUUCAGUGCCAACAACAAAGUAGCGACGAUGUUCCUCGCGAUUGCUUCAUGUCCAUCUACUCCAAGUUCUGCGCCGAUGUCAAUGGACAUGAGAGCGAUGAGCUGAGCAAGAACCUCACUGGAGCUGACGCUGAGAGCGGAUCUCAAGAGAAGCGUACGUCGCUCAAUCUCAGAAGACAUAUGCUCCGAGAACGAGCUGAGUCUUGUGAGGGCUGGGUGUUCGAAUACGACUGGAGCGGCGCAAAGGGCGAUUGCCAGAUUCCUUGCGGUGAUUCUAUGUACGCUUUUGGAGAUGAGUGCUUUGACUCCGAGAACAGCUUUCUUGAGGGUACCAUUGAUGUAGGAUGCGGCACAUACAAGUACACCGCUAUGCCUACCACCUCAACAACAGCACCGCCAUUUCACUUGACCGGCCUCCCAACUCUUACCGACGUUCCGGGACCUAUCUCUACUCCUGACGGUAGCUCGUGCGCCGAGACAGCGACUAACACACAGUGUGCGCAGGGCGGCGGUGGUAGAGGUCAAGCAUGCGUUGAGAACACAUACUGCGCAUCUUGGGUCUCGACCAAGCCUACUGAAGCUCCAGCACCACCGGAAGAGAAGAUCACACCUUUGGAACUGGGACCAGUGUUCUGUAAGAACAGAGGCGGUGAUCAUAAGGACGUCAGCCCAGGCGCGGUGAAGUCUUUAGCGGAUGCGUACUGCGAGGCGAACCUGCCUGUCGAUAUGAAGCCCGACAGUCCUGCCGCUGGAAUUACGAAGAGCGACCUGUAUUACUACGAGGUUUCGUGGGUUGAGGGAUGCAAGACGACCGUGGAGUCACAGGAUCCGUAUACGCCACUUGGAAAUGAUGGCCCGCUUUGCAAAGAUCUGUUUGUCAAGGCUUAUGCAGGCUGUGAUAAUGGCGGUAUUGGAGGAUACAUCGAUGCGGGUUGUGUACGAUACAUGUUCCUUGGCGCUCAGUAG